Messenger RNA from Nicotiana tabacum (common tobacco), 695 nucleotides. RefSeq lists its product as uncharacterized. The record is from RefSeq and is a predicted model, not a curated record. Gene Ontology annotation, molecular function: protein binding. NCBI's taxonomy places the organism in Eukaryota, Viridiplantae, Streptophyta, Magnoliopsida, Solanales, Solanaceae.
CAGUAGCUACUACGUGGUCAUGGACUGGUUUUCAUGGCUCUCCAAAACUAGCCUCGACCCUUCUCUUGUUUAUGAAUAUGCCCUUAUUUUUGCACACAAUGAGCUUGUACAAGAUGACAUAGCUUACUUCAACCAUGAAUUUCUACAAAGUAUGGGCAUUUCUGUGGCCAAACAUAGGCUAGAAAUACUUAAACUUGCUAGGAAAGAGAAGAGUAAAAGCUCAAGAAAUCAUAUGUUAUGGCUAAUAUUAGCCAUCAAGCAAACAAAGAAACUUUUUACUAAGCGCAUGAAAAUGUGGACUACUCGAUCAAAUUCGAGUACUUUUGCCUUAGUGUGGUUGAGAAAUUACAGUUCAAGAUGGAAGGAAGCCAUGUUGAAGAAGAAUAAGAGGCGUUCGACAGCAGCUAAAGAGGAAACUCCUGUUGUUGUACCAGAUAAAAGAAUAUUGAUGCUCACAAAUGGUAGUCCAUUUUUGGUUCAAGAUUUUUCUGAUGCCUUAAUUAGCAGUUCUUCUAGCUCCCAUUUUGAGGGGUUUUGUAAUGAAGAGAUAUUGAAUGAGAUUGAUGAAGAGAUUAGGUGGGAUGCAAUGUUUCAAAACUUGAAACCGACUUGAGUAUGUAUUAGUAAUUGAACUCUUCACUUUAGAUUUACUUGAACUGUAUUAAUUAAUUACUUAAAAUUUGAUCCUGGAUUAA